Messenger RNA from Manihot esculenta (cassava), 634 nucleotides. RefSeq names its product protein PELPK1. Lineage: Eukaryota; Viridiplantae; Streptophyta; Magnoliopsida; Malpighiales; Euphorbiaceae. The coding region runs from base 85 to 426 and encodes 113 amino acids. The transcript has a single exon. The record is from RefSeq and is a predicted model, not a curated record.
ACAGAUUUCAACAUUUUAGGAGUUGCUACAACCUCUAUACCUUUCAAAGUAGCUAGCUCUUGAUUCUUGUAUCUGCUUCAAGUUAUGGCUAAAGUUCAUGCCACCGUAGUAUUUCCACUGUUGGUGAUUUCCUUGAUUAGCUACCACAAUUUCCAGGUAAAGGCUCGUCAUCUCCUGGAGACGACGUUGCCUGAGGUGCCUGAGCUUCCUAAGCCUGAAUUGCCUCAACUGCCACUACUGCCUAAGGUUGAGCUUCCACCAUUACCUGAAUUCCCAACCUUGCCAAAACCUGAAUUGCCUGAUUUGCCAAAGCCUGAACUGCCACCUUUUCCUCAUCUGCCUGAUGAGCUUCUCAAGCCCACUUUGCCUACCAUACCCAAUCUUCCCAAGGACAUCAAACCACCUCAAUCAACUUCUAGUCCUUAAAAUGAAUUCAAAUUGUGCUGCUUGAAGGCUUGAUUUGUGUAUUAUAUGCAUGUUGUUUUCAAUUUCUUGAGUGUUGGUUCUGUUGAAGUCUGUAUUUUUCUAUUAGUUGGAGUGUUGUUUCUGAGAGUGGUGUAGGGCUACUUGUAUUUUCUACUAUUUUUUAUUCUGAAAUAAUAUAUUAAAAAUAAAUUCACAUAUUUAAUGAUUA